Molecule: messenger RNA, 1773 nt
Organism: Scomber scombrus (Atlantic mackerel)
Lineage: Eukaryota; Metazoa; Chordata; Actinopteri; Scombriformes; Scombridae
Product: olfactomedin-like
Exons: 8
Coding region: 1-1773 (590 amino acids)
Biological process (GO): signal transduction
Source: RefSeq, a predicted model, not a curated record
AUGGUGGUGGAUGCAUCAAUGUCUGGGUCCUGGUGGAUGUGUGGGUCCCAUGACGUCCAGGACCUCAUGGUGGACUUCUGCAGAACGUAUCUAGGUGUAAACCUGGAUAAUAAGCUGGACUGGUCCACUAACAUGGAUGCAGUGUACCGCAAGGGGCAGAGCCACCCCUUCUUCCUCCGCAGACUGAGUCGGCUGGAUAAGCUUGUGAGGAAGGCAGGCUCGGUGCUUGGCACUCACAGUUUAGAGACAUUGGGGAAGGCUGUAGAAAGGGCUACAGGUGCAAAGGUAAAAGCCAUAAUGAACAACCCCAAACACCCUCUGUACUUCAAAGUGCAGGAGAGCAAUUCUGGCAGUGGGAGGCUCAUCUCACUGUGCUCUCUGAUCAUGCUGCUGCUGCUCCUUCUGCUGCUGGCAUCCACUGGUGAUGGCCAGGCUCAGCGGGUGGCGGGCAAAAAGAAAAACGAUGUGUGUGCAUGUGAGGUGAACUCCACCAUGUGGUCAUUCCCUGCUGUGAAGUACGAGGCCGUGCUGCAGCAAGUUGAAACUUGUGAAGGCUCUCUGAACAACCUGCAGGAACAGGUGCAGUUGUCCCAUGAGCGUCUCCCGCAGAUUGAGGCUGUGAUUAAGAAUGUGACGGCUCGGCUGGAGCCUCACCAGUAUCUGCAUGAUCAGGGCCUGUACACAGCAUUGUCUCUGCGUAUGCUGGGCCAGGAGCUCAGCCAGCUGGAGACAGAUGUCAGUGACAUCCACAGCCAGUUAAACAAUGCCCAAACACAGAAACUCUCCAAAGAGGUGGGUAGACUGCGUAUGAAUGUAGACAGGAUGAAAAUGGCAGAUACAAUUAAUUUGAAGACUGUAAAAGAGACACUGCGUCACUUGAAGAAUGGUGUUGAGUCCUGCAAAUCAAUUCCCACAGACUUCCGAGGCAUACAAAAGCUUUGUUUCAAGGGCCUGAUCACGGACAUCAGCGACCCAGUCAUGACUAAGGUCAGUCCACACGGUAAGAGCUACAUUUCUGGCUCGUGGGGCAAACAGGCCCAGAUAGACAGUGAGGGCCAGAAGAACAGCUACUGGGUCCAGACUCUACUCAGCAGCCACAUUUUGGGCAACACCCUGCGCGUAUACCAAACUUACGAAGACUUCAUGGCCUCUACCAACUACAAGGACUUCACCUUCGCUUCAUCCUAUAGUCAUGCUGAUGCCAUCGAGGGUCCCAGUGCUGUCCUGUAUGGUGAAGCAUUGUACUAUCACUGCUACCGCUCUGCAGAUGUUUGCCGCUAUGACAUGAACAGCAACGCCGUCAAACGUGUGACACUUCCAGGUAUCGGUGUGGGUUUCAACAACAAGUUCCCAUAUUGUUACUAUGACUGUCGUACCCAUAGUGAUGUGGAUGUGGAGGCAGAUGAGACAGGACUAUGGGCCAUCUAUGCUACUGUUGGUAAUCAUGGUAAUCUAGUGGUGAGCCGGCUAGCAUGGGACAAUGAGGCUGAGACACUCAAUGUCUCACAGACAUGGGAGACGAGGCUGUUCAAGAAGGCAGUGAGCAAUGCCUUCAUGGUGUGUGGUGUGCUGUAUGCCACUCGUUAUGUAGAUGAAUACCGUGAGGAGGUGUUCUACGCCUUCGAUACUGCGACAGGCAAACAUGACAGCUCACUGGCACUGCCACUAGAGAAGGUAGCGAAAGGAGUGGCCAGUCUGAGCUACAACCCAACCAACAAUCAGAUCUACAUGUACAAUGAUGGAUAUCUUCUAGCAUACCAGGCCAACUUCUGA